Dendronephthya gigantea is the source of this 2573-nucleotide messenger RNA. RefSeq lists its product as uncharacterized. The record is from RefSeq and is a predicted model, not a curated record. NCBI's taxonomy places the organism in Eukaryota, Metazoa, Cnidaria, Anthozoa, Malacalcyonacea, Nephtheidae. The transcript is spliced from 3 exons. The coding region runs from base 336 to 2315 and encodes 659 amino acids.
UUGGGGAUUUUUUAGCUUGAAAACGCUCACUCGUCACCAGUUCCCUGAUUGCAUAUUUAUAAGCGCAGUCAAUUAUAUUGUGCAAUCGUCUGAUUCAUACUUUAACACAAAAGAUCGGUAUUUUACGUUUUAUGGCCGGAAAGAAUCGUCUUUGUUGGCAUGGUAACUAAAGAAGGGAUCUUCGGCUGUCUGUUGAGCUUAAUUUGGUUGCAUUUCUACGUUUAGUGAUGGCUUUAUCGGCGUUUAUGUUAAGGAUUUUCAACCAGGCUGCUUUCCCAUAUAUAGUGUAUUUCAAUUAUUUGAAUGUAUGUCAUGGAGACAAUUAAUCUUAAAUCAUGUCUAAGCGUAAACAGCACUUCGAUAUUGGUGCCUGGGCAAGAGAAAAUAAGGCGAAACGACAAGAAAUCGUCGCAAAUAACCGUACGAUUUCGGAUUUGAAAGAUUGUAUUCAAGCAAGUGAGAGAGAAAUUAAAGAUCUCAAGAGGAAGAGGGGACUGUUAGUAAAUGAAAAAGUCAAGCUCCCACAUCAUUCCCAUCCAAAGACUUCAUCAGUUGUUAACCAAACCUGUAGCGAGAAGCUUGAUCUUCCUGAGAGUACAGCACGAAAAAGAAGGAGGUUGAUGUUUGAUCAAGCAGAAAGAAUAAAUGCUAAGUCUUCUGAUGAUAAGAGCUUGAAAAGGAAGUCUGCUUUGGAUGGCUUAUGGAGUACUUUAAUUAAUUCCACUACAGCACAUGAGAUGAGAUCGUACAUGGAAAAAUCUCCAUUGGUUAUUUCAAAUGUUAUUCCCUCUAUCAUUAAUGAAUCAGUGGUUAAAUAUGAGCACAGCCAAAAGAACCUGGUGCGGUCACUAGGAGUUCUCUAUGAAGGUGGUGUUUCCAGCAAAAAACAAUACAACAGGAAGCGAAGUCGAGAAGUAUUUGAAACUGAUGAUCAUGGUAAGAAGCACCAAAUUACAUACAUGAAAGGAUGCAAAGUUCCCAAGCUUAUGGAAUACAAAAAAGUGAGGCGCUUUGUAAAUUCUGUUGACAUUGGCGAACUGAAAGAGAUUCCAAGAGCCAACCAUUCAGCUCUUGACAAACAGCAACAAUCUGACGAUGAAAGCAGUGGUGAGCAUGCUGUGUCAGGUUGUUAUAGAGAGUUAGAGUCCUUCCUACUUAAGAUAGCUAGCCUGUAUUUAGUUCUAGAUAAUGCACAACCUGGGUUUCUUAAUUGGUUUGGUUUACGUAAAGGCAUGUUUCAGGUAUCAAUAGGAGCAGAUGGGGCCCCAUUUGGUAAAUAUAACCAGGCAACAGCUUGGCUUGUUUCAUUUUUAAAUGUCGCUGAUAGAGUCGCAAGCUGUGAUGAAAACUACUUAAUAUGUGGGGCAAAUUGCUCAGAAGAGCACCAAUCAAUGAUUGAGUAUGGUAAGUUACUUAGAAAAGAGAUGGAAAUUAUUGAAAAGAAAACAUACCUCAUUGAGGGAAUUUCCAUCUCUUUUUCAUUUGAGUUAUUGCCAGCAGAUAUGAAGUGGUUAGCAUUUAUCUCUGGGGAGCUUCCUAACUCAGCCACCUAUUUUUCUUCAUUUGCCAACGUUUCGGAAUCCGAAAAGAGUCAAAUGGGUAAAACUUUUGGGUCAACUAGUGAUGAUUAUUUUCAACCAUGGGACUACCAAAAACGUUUGGAGGUUGUAAAACGUGUUGAAAAGUACAAGAGUAAGCUUACCCAAAAGCAGCUAGUUGGCCGCACUAAGGUAACUCAAUUCAUUGCAAGUCAAAAAUCUCGACAAGAAUUUGAACCUAUUUUGGGGCCUUUUAUAGACAAGGCUGUUGUAGAACCAUUACAUCUGGCAAACAAUAAUUGGCAAUUUUUGUUCACAGAAUUGUUCGAAUAUGUUUUGUACUCAAAAACAGUAAUUCCAUGUAGUGCCAAAAAAAUAACAGAUUUACCAAAGAGCUGCUGUUUGAGAAAGUUUUUGUCAUGUUUAAAAAAGAAAGUAAAAGCAAAUAGGCUGUAUAACUCAAUUCUUCGGUGGUUUAGAGAAGGUCGUAAAACUGGCAAUGCUUUUCACUUCAGAUUCACUGGUCAAGAAACCAGGUUGAUGUGUAAUGGUUUUUCAAAACUAGUGAAGGUUUUACUGCCAAACAAUUUAGACUGUUAUGAAGAUCUUAUUGUCUAUGCUAUAUCAUUUAUGGCAAUUAAUCUCAGGGAUGCAGUGUCCAUAUUUUCACGAAUAACAGAUAUGAGACAGGAGCUCCUUGCUAAGUUAAAUAGGUGUUGUGUUAACUACUUUAAUGCAGCUGCAUUAUUUCUCAGUAGGAUUACGGUUAGUGUUUGAACAGUGGGCAAUGUAGUACCAGUGCAUGCCAAUAAGUUGUUUGAAAAGUUCAAAACAGGAUUGGGUUUAAACACCAUGCAGGGACGGGAGGCAAAACACCAACGAUUGGGGGAAUACUCUAAAAAUACCACAUAUCAGCACAGAUGGCAACAAAUUUUCAGACAUGAAUAUAUCGCAUUAGUUUGGAUGAGGGAACAAAACCCAUACAUUGAUACUUACUGUAAGACCACAUUUAAGUAUGUGCCUGAACGAUGUAAU